Fundulus heteroclitus (mummichog) is the source of this 2960-nucleotide messenger RNA. RefSeq names its product relaxin family peptide receptor 3 (gene rxfp3). Gene Ontology annotation, biological process: G protein-coupled receptor signaling pathway; immune response. NCBI's taxonomy places the organism in Eukaryota, Metazoa, Chordata, Actinopteri, Cyprinodontiformes, Fundulidae. The coding region runs from base 1065 to 2300 and encodes 411 amino acids. The transcript has a single exon. The record is from RefSeq and is a predicted model, not a curated record. Gene Ontology annotation, cellular component: membrane. Gene Ontology annotation, molecular function: G protein-coupled receptor activity.
UAAAUAUUUAUGACUUGUGUUAUCUAGUACACACACACCCCACAGAUUUAUGGUAACUAUUAUUAUACUGAUCUAUUACUUUCCGGUACUGAACUUAAAGAAUAACUUGUUGAUCAAAAGCCAUUUGCCAAACGUCUGUUGACAGGAUCGCUUUUGGCAAAAAAUAUGCAUGUAUUGCAACUGAAACGAUGUGUCAAUCAUUGUUAGCUUCCCUUUUUGAGGAUGACAGCGUAAAAAACUCUUCAAACAACAAAUGUAAUGCCUUCUAUCAAACAAACAAGCAAACAUAGGAACAAUGCCAGGAGACUGCUUAUAAAAGACCAAAGCACUGAAACGCAAGAACAAAUGUAACACAGUGUCAGCUAUACAGUUUGGGUGCCCGUUACGUAAUUGCUCCAAAUAUUUUAAAUAUAUUUACGAGAAUUUUUGCAUUUAUCUUUUAAAAUGUUGUGAAUAAUGCUGAACUUAACAUAAAAUGUCACAUCACUGGAUGUCCACUCAAAGUAGGUAUCUGGCAUAGUAUAACUUUAUUUGCUUCUGUCUUCCUCCUCUACCCCAGUGUAUGUUAAGGAGAGAGAGGGGGGAGAGAGAGAGAGAGGGAGGUGAUUUGUAUUUAAAAGCCAGUGAAAUUCCAGCAGUAGCUUAUAAAUUGUUUGGAAAAUGCCUUGCCACAAAAGCUUUCGAUAUUCUGACUUAUUUAUCAGCAAGUGGCGAGUUUUAAGGCUAAGGUUUGUUAUUUUGUGGCAUUCAAUCAGCACCAAGGACAGCACCAAAUUUUCUAGAAGCUGCGUCAGGGCGCCUUUUCAUUGUUGACAGCUUAGAAAAUGUUCCGAGCAACAGCAUAACCUGGUCCUGGCGAUAAACUCAACAAUCUGACGGGAGACGUUUAUUUCUAUUUUUCAAUCUGUUCCUCGUCGUCACAAUUUCAGAGCUCAGUAAUGUAGCCAGCGAGGAGUGUGGCGCAUGAAGGAUUUUCGAGGAUUUUCAUGUUUCCAAGCCACGCACCACGAAAGAGUUGGAUCAGAGAAUGACUUUACUCAAUACCAGCGGGAGUAAAAACUAAAAUGUCUGGGGAAUUAACCGACAACAUCGAUGAAGGCUCAGUUGGGACUGCCCACUCUGCCUCCGCCAACUUCAGUUGCGUUUUCAACACUUCAAACUGCUCGCACGCUGAUAUCCACAUGUCGGACUUUACCAAAACCGAUUUCGUCGGAGACGGUGCCGCUUUUGUCAGGAUUACGAUUUCUGUGAUCUACUCUCUGGUUUGUGCGCUGGGUCUGGUUGGCAACUUGCUGGUUUUGUACCUGAUGAAGUCCAAACAGGCGUGGAGGAAAUCAUCCAUCAACCUGUUCGUAACUAGUCUGGCGGUGACUGACUUCCAGUUCGUCCUGACCUUGCCCUUCUGGGCUGUGGAGAACGCGCUGGACUUCACCUGGCCAUUCGGUAAAGCCAUGUGUAAGAUAGUUUCCUACGUAACAGCCAUGAACAUGUACGCCAGCGUGUUUUUCCUCACGGCCAUGAGCGUGGCGAGGUACUGCUCUCUCGCCUCGGCGCUGAAAGGCAGACGGCGGCGCACGCAUUGCUGCUCGGCGCGGUGCGUCUCCGUCCUCAUCUGGUUCGCCGCCGUCUUCGCCGCGCUGCCGCACGCGGUUUUCUCCACCACUGCCACCGUGUCCAACGAGGAGCUGUGCCUGGUGAAAUUUCCGGAGACGAACGGGUCGGUGCAGUUUUGGCUGGGACUCUAUCACUCGCAGAAAGUGCUGCUGGGCUUUCUGGUGCCCCUGGGAGUCAUCUCCGCGUGUUACCUGCUGCUUUUGCGCUUCAUCACCUCCAAGAACAUCAACACCUCCAGCGCGAAACGGCGCGCCAAGGUUACGAGGUCCGUCACCAUAGUCGUUCUGUCUUUUUUCCUUUGCUGGCUGCCCAACCAGGCGCUCACAGCCUGGGGCAUCCUCAUAAAACUUAACGUUGUUCACUUCACGUAUGAGUACUACACCAUGCAGGUGUACGUGUUCCCCGUGUCGGUGUGCUUGGCACACUCCAACAGCUGUCUGAACCCGAUCCUAUACUGCUUGAUGCGACGAGAGUUCAGGAAAGCGCUCAAAAACCUCUUCUGGCGCAUGACCUCUCCAACUGUGACCACCAUCAGACCGAUCACAGCAACCACAAAGCCAGAGAUGGACGAGCAGGGGCACCCGCUGGUGCCCGGUAACGCGCCAGCGGUGCACGACAUGGUGUUCUUCCCUCCGGGGACGGUGAUCUACAGUGACCGGCGAGAACUACCGCAAAACAGCACGUAGUCUGAACAUGCAAGGAAAAACAAGUUUAAAAGUUGCAGGGCUGCGAGAGAAAUUAACAGGCAGAGGCAAUUUUGGACAUUGGCCAUACAGCUUAGCCCCUCAAGUGCUGAUCAUACCACACCCAUGUGUGCGCAGUGUAAACACUAAGAAAAUAUAGCUCUAGGGGCUGAAACUGAUAUGUGAUUUGCAGUUUGUUAUUACAUUAAAGGACUUCUGCUUUUGUUGCUUUUGAAAGGUAUCUGGACUGUGUUUGAUACGCUCUAUUUCAACAUUUAAGAUAUUUAGAGUGAUCAAACCCGAACUGAAUAAUUCCAAAUUGAGCAAAGACACAUUAAAACACAUUUUGAGACUUAUGGAAACUUUAUUCAGUUUUGCGCUUUAUCCAUUUGAGGGUAAAAAAAUAGAGGUUUGUCCAGGGCUCCAUUUAUUUCCUCUGAGCAUCAUCGUAGACAGGAAUAAACUUGUCAGUCAUCAUGACUCAUAAUUAAAUGUUACUGUAGCUUUACCAAGUUUUAGGUUACUUAAUUUUACUUAUGGUGACAAUAAACAGCAUUUAAUGCAUGUCUAAAUAAGGGUUUGAUGUGUUUUUUUGUUUUAUGUUUGUUCUGACAUGUAAAAGAAAUGUUAAAUGUGAAAGUAAACUGCAUCUUUAACCUGUGA